GCGUAAGGAGAAGUUCCGGUGGCUUUCACGUCAUGGUGCAGAGCAGAGUCCGACUCUGAAAGAGCAUUAUUAUACAGUAAUAGGCAGUGCUAAUAUCUUUUUAAACCCGCUGUGUCGCAGUGCAGUUAUCUGUGAAGAGCUGUAAUGGGGAAUGCGCAGAGUUACAUCGCUGCCUCGCUGUCUGUGUGUUGUGUGUAUUUGGUUUAUGAUCAUAUUUACCGCUCUCAUAAGUUGCUGAAAACAAAUGUUCUCAACAACGACAGCCUUCCCAGUUUCGUGUAUCUUUACAUCAAAUAUGUGACAAGAGCGCUGACCCGGAGGACAGGGUACUUAUACACAGCACCUAGGGAGCAGAGUGAAGUUGUUUACACGCUCCUCAACUGCAGGCUGGAGACUCCCCUGUUGAGGAGGUUCAGCAGUGCUGCAGGUUACGGCUGGGAUUAUCCAGACACUGAAUACAGAGACAUCCCACUGUGCUUCCCAGAGAUCCUCUGCCGCAGACUGCUGCUGAUGUCACUAACAGAUAAAAACUUCAGCCUGAGUCCAGCAGGUCUGCUCCGUGUGCGUCAGAGUUUGAAAACCCUCGAGCCAGUCGAUGAACUGAAGAGGGGUCCGUUCAUGCUGCAAGUUCGAGUCCUGGAGUACCGGCAACUUGAUGCAGGGGUGGAGGUGGACAUCUGUCUGUCUGCCACUUCCCGUAGUGGAUGUGCAGUGUGGGAGAGCGUCCUGACACUGCUGUCCAAAAACAAGCACCACAGAGCUGGCAGAUGCUCACAUGAGGAUGAGCAUGCAUUCCAACCAGAUGAGCCUGUGCCAGACAAUGUAAAGCAGGUAGAGCUGAGAGUUCCCAGGACUACCGGCCUGCAGUGUGUCUGGUCCUUCUCCGACAACAACCCCUACCGGUUUCUCUCUCUACCGGCCAGGCUCGUCGGCUACAGAUCGCAGGCCGCACCAAGUCUCUGGAUGCUGUCUGUCUGCUUGGCUGAAAUAGAAAAGCACAAAGGGGUUGAAGUCAUCACAGCUCCCGCCAGCGUCACUGCCCACUUUAAGGAGCCUUUGUUGGUGCCUGGCAGAGUCACGAUCAAGUUUUGGGAGAUGACCAAAGACAAGGAUCAGUCUCCUGCUCGAGGCCUCAGUUUUGACAUGCAGCAAAAUGGAAGUAACAUAUCUCACAUAUGUGGACUGAUUUCUAGGUGACUGAUUAACAUAGAAGCUAAAUAUAUGUAGUUUUGUCGAACUAAAGUGAGAUACUGAAAUUGUACUUUUUUUUGUUUUGUUCUGUAUAACUGAAGUCCGCACAAUAAGCUGAUCAAUAUUCAACUUUGUUCUCAUAUGAUCAUAAAACAAUGUCUAUUUAUUGAGCAAUGAAAUUAAAUAUAUUUUCAUAAGAGCAUUUAUUAAUACAUGUAUCUGCCUCGGGCACCCUCUUUUUUUAGGGGUUAUCAGCUUUAUUGAGUGCAACCGCUUCAGCAUCACUAAUGUUUUCUUUUUUUGAAAAUGAGAAUAGAUUUGAUCAUAUCACAAAAAUCCAUGUCAUACAUCCAAAAAGUGAUUUUUCUGUAAAAUUACACUGUCAAAACUUGCACUGUAAAAUAAAGUGUGCCAUGUCCGGAUGCAUAUGAGGAAUUGAUUUAAAUACAUGCUGAAUCACUUGUGCAUUUUGAGUUGUUAUAUAAAUCACAACAGAUAUGUCAACAUGUUUAAUUGUUGUGUUCUUGAAAGGACCAAAAUAGAUGAAAAAUCAUUUCAAUUGAAAGCUGUCUGAUAAGUUGAUGAGCAGGACGUUAUGCUAUAGGUUCCAUAGGUUUACUGUACAUGAGCACUUUGUCAGAUGGCAUGUUGACUGGUUGACAACAGGCCAAUGCAGACAUCAUCCCUACAGGGAACCAAGACUUUUCAAUAUUUGAUCCCUCUGUUAUUCCUGUUUGCAGCUUUCAUAUACAGUAUGUGAGGGUCUGUCCUCCUGUAUUAUUUAUAGGAAC
Plectropomus leopardus (leopard coralgrouper) is the source of this 1982-nucleotide messenger RNA. RefSeq lists its product as uncharacterized. The record is from RefSeq and is a predicted model, not a curated record. Lineage: Eukaryota; Metazoa; Chordata; Actinopteri; Perciformes; Serranidae.